This is a messenger RNA of Elaeis guineensis (African oil palm), 1545 nucleotides long. The record is from RefSeq and is a predicted model, not a curated record. NCBI's taxonomy places the organism in Eukaryota, Viridiplantae, Streptophyta, Magnoliopsida, Arecales, Arecaceae.
AUGGAGAUGAGGGACAGUGAUCCUGAAGCAACACACAGGGCAGAUCUGAAAAGGAGUGAAGAGGCCCUACAGCGAAUGAAAAGUAAAGUGAUCGCCGCUGAAUAUGCGAGGUUGCUUCUGCAGGAACAUGGGCAGCAGAGUUCAGAACGUACAUUGGGCGGGUCAUGCUCGCAGCCUAAUCAACAGCAGCACUCUACGUUCCAACCAUACUUGCAACCUGGCGAGCAGCAGCAGUCUGCAGACUUGACUGAUGAGCUUGACCCGGACUCUGAAAUGAUACAGAUGGAAAAUUUCAAUUCUGAAGCAACACAUGAGGUUGACAUGAACACUGACGAGGUGGUGCUGCAUAUGGAAACCGAAGUGAUCGAUGCAUCUGGGCAGCAGCACUCUGGAGACUCGUCACCUGGGCCAAGCGCACCGCAUGGUGAGCCUCAGCAGUCAACGCCCAGUUCAUCCCAACCGGGCUCAUCGUCUGGAGAGUGCUCGACGCCUGAUCCCAGCUCAAAAUCUGGUGAAUGUCCGCACUCGGCAUCCAAGGCUGAUGAGCUGCCGGGCUCGGCAUCGUCUGUUCAGCAGCAGCACUCGGUGCGCUCGGAACCUGGGCCAAGUUCGCAGACUGGUCAGCAGCAGCACUCGGUGCACUCGGAACCUGGGCCAAGUUCACAGACGGGUCAGCAGCAGCACUCGGUGCACUCGGAACCUGGGCCAAGUUCGCUGUGUGCUCAGCAGCAGCCCUUGCCUCACUCGUCCUCAGCUGGUGAGCAGCAGCAUUUGGACCCAGCAGCUGCGGGAGGUUCAUUGCCCACCGAGGAGCAAAACCCAGGCUUAUCCUGGUAUUGUUCGAGUUUUGGGCCCACUGGGCGGCCUGGCAAGUGGCAAUUGGAUGACUGUUUCGGAUGGCAGCCUGUGCCUUUUCCAAUGGACUUGUUGCCUGCAUGGCUCUUACAGCAAUUGCAGCAGCAGAGCUCGAGCUCACAGCUUAAUGAUCGGCGGCAUCCGGUGGCGCCCAGCUCACAGCUUAGUGACCGGCGGCACCCCGUGACGUCCAGCUCACAGCCUCGUGAUCACCAGGUCCCACCAUUGAGCUCAAAGCCUGGUGAUCGGCAGCGGCACCCAGUAGCGUCUAGCUCACAGCCUGAUGAUCAGCGGCGGCACCCAGUGGCGCAUAGCUCACCGCCUGGUGAUCACCCGCUCCCACCAUCGAGCUCACGGCCUAGCGCUGGUCGCCCACCACCUUGUGUCCGACCUCUACACUGGGAUCAUCUGACACUGGAUUACAAGCCUCGACGUAGAUCAGACUCAAAGCCCGGUUAUCAGCAAAACACGGUGGGAAGUAACGAGCAGCAGCCUGAAUCGAGCUCACAGCCUGAUGAUGACCAGCAUCCUGCAAUCGCCCCACAGCCUGAUCAGCAGCGGCAAGACGAGGCACCCCCCACAUCAAUUUCUGUGCCAGACUCUGAGGCUGGUCAGGACUCGGUGUGCCAUCCGCAUGUGCCAGACUCGCAGCUUGAUCAACUCGAAGGAGGUCACGAGGAUCGAGCAUGA